This is a messenger RNA of Bicyclus anynana (squinting bush brown), 921 nucleotides long. RefSeq names its product endocuticle structural glycoprotein ABD-5-like (gene CPR23). Bases 114 to 425 code for a protein of 103 amino acids. NCBI's taxonomy places the organism in Eukaryota, Metazoa, Arthropoda, Insecta, Lepidoptera, Nymphalidae. Gene Ontology annotation, cellular component: chitin-based extracellular matrix. The record is from RefSeq and is a predicted model, not a curated record. Gene Ontology annotation, molecular function: structural constituent of chitin-based larval cuticle. The transcript is spliced from 3 exons.
AUCAUAUGAUGUCAGCCUUCUGCAAAUGCUGCAUCUCAGAAUGCAUAUAAAAUCAACGAUUCCACAAUAGCUACUCAUUCGUUAGUCUGUGCUCACGAGGAAUACUGAACAACAUGCUCAAAUACGUGACAGUUGUGUGCGUUCUCGCCGCGCUAUGCGCCGCAGCUCCCCAAAACCCCCAGGACGUCCAAAUCCUGCGGUUCGACAGCGACGUGCAGCCCGAUGGAUAUAGCUUUGCGUAUGAAACCAGCGAUGGCACUUCAAGACAAGAAGAGGGCAAGAUCGACAACCCUCAAUCUGAGAACGCAGCACUGUCUGUGAAAGGGCAAUACUCCUACGUAGCUCCUGACGGCAAGCACUACACUGUGACAUUUACCGCUGACACAGAAGGAUACAAACCCAAAACCUCCCUUGGACAAAAAUAGAUUAAUCAAUUAAUAAAACUGGUAUUAUAGUAGGGGAGCCGAAGAGCCAAUUUUGGGAUUUACUCGAGCAUGUGAAUGAACAGGACGAUACCUUGGAUAAUUUUGAGCACCUUAAUUUCCACGAGCUGAAGUACUAAAAGUCUUUACAAUCUUUAUAUGAUUUUACUAGUGAAAGCGGAAAUGUUGACAAUUUAUUAUCUACUCUUAUCAUCUAAUGUACCAAAUCUAAUAGGUUUCCGAUGCUCGAGUUAAUCUACAUUUUGAAUCAUGGACUCCCUUACCAUUAACUUAGACCGUGUAAAUAACUAAAAACCCUGGUCGAAGCCAGUUCCGUCGAUACUAACACAAUAUAAUACUCGAUCUCAGUUAUAACUGUGUUUUGCACAUCCGAUGAGUAAUACUGUAUCUAACUGUGCCAUAGGUUACGUUUUUUUUUAUUUUUACACUUUUGUAUCGAAGCUUUCCUAAAGAAUACAUAAAUUAAAGAUAAUAAUUA